Molecule: messenger RNA, 2201 nt
Organism: Pocillopora damicornis (cauliflower coral)
Lineage: Eukaryota; Metazoa; Cnidaria; Anthozoa; Scleractinia; Pocilloporidae
Source: RefSeq, a predicted model, not a curated record
UUAAUCUCGAGUCAAUGAUAGUUAGUAAACAUGGCGGCCAUUAUCUCUGAAGCGGAAGUGGCCGCAGCCAUCGAACAGGCGUUUGCUGAGAGAAUCGACGAAAUGGAGGAGUCAAUCGUGGACGAGACAACGAAUGAACAGAAAGUUCCAACCAUGCAGUGUUCCUUUGAACCGAAAAACAAGUAUGUAAGCGGUGUCGAAAACAUGAAUGAAUACGUUCUCUCGUACUUCGAGUCUUUGAAUCAUAUGAGUCGGAGAAUCAUCACUGAACAACGCGAAGUGAUGGCCGAGCAAGGCAACAAAUGGGAUAACUUAAGUCCCGACGAACAGGAUAAACUCAUAGAUGAACGAAUGGUCAGUCCCAAAGUGAAAAAACACUAUUAUUUAGAUGAUUCUUUUUCAACGAGAAAGCCAGAUUGGUUUCCAGUGUUGAGAUUGGCCCAUGGCAUUUCAGGGUCUGAAGAGCCGGGCAAUUUUAACCCGAGAGAUAGCAUAACAUCUGUCACGGAUAUCCAUUCCAAAGAUCAAUUUUCAUCUCCAUGGUCCUGGGAAACACGAAGCCAACAAGAUCUUCAUUUACUGGAGGAGGGAGAACUUGAAGAGCAACUAAAACGUGCACUAGAAGCUGAUCUAGAAACACUAAAUACUGUAAUUGUACCAGUUGAGGUUAAAACAGAGAAACAACAUGACUCUGACACAGACUCCAAAGACACAAGCAUCAGCAGGAGUUUGCCUGGUUCAGAGCCUCUGUCACGAAAAGAGUUUCUUCUUGAGGGUCAGAAGUUUAGCCCUAGUAAUAGUCCCCAAGGCAGCAAAGGGAGCCUUGCAUCCACACCUCCUAAAGGAAGCAAGGCAAGUCUUAUAUCAGAAACACCACCUAAAGGAAGUAAAGGCAGUCUUGCAUCAGACAUACCUCCUGGAUUAAAUAAGAGAAAUUUGCUGUCUGACACACCUUCAAAAGGAAGCAAGACAAGUCUUGCGUCAGAGACAAAUUCAAAGGAAAAUAGAGGGAAUCCUUUGUCAGAUACACCACCCAAAGAAAAUCAUUCAAGUGUAGCUAAAGAGACACCUCAGAAGAAAGAUGCAAGUAAACUAAACCUUGAGUCUGAGAUGCCACAGUCAUCAGCUGCCAGCAAAUCUUCAUCCCCAAAAGAGCAGAAUGAUUCCAAAGAAGCUUCUCCAGCUGAAACAAAAGAAGUGGAUAUUGGUACUGCUUCCAAUUCAAAUGACUUGUUGGCUUUUCUUGUUAAUUGGUAGCUCAGAAAGCUUUUCAACACAUGGUGAUGUCUUAACAGUUAUGUGGCAUACAUUUCAUGAAAAAAAAAUUCAAUCUAAAAAAACUUUUUCCAAAUGCCUGCAGUGUUUGUCAGCAUAAAAAAUAUAUUCUAAAUGUUGCUGAUUAGGUGCAAGUUAACAUUUAGUUUUAAUGACUGUUUAGUAUUAUUGACCCUGUUUAUUCUUCUGUUGAGGUUUUGUGGUGAAGCUCUAGAAUGAAAGAAGAAAUUAAUUUUGCAUGCAUUUUUAAUAUGCUACAAUUGUGAUAGUAUAUAGAUGGGUAAUGUUUUGAACCUAAGAGAAACAGUUUAUCAUCUAGUUAUAUUGUCAUGGUUGAAGUUCCUGAGACAGUUGUUGUCGUUAUUAGUGACUGACAUUUUGACAGCCCUGGCAGAAGUCAACAUCUCACUUGACUCAGAUGAAGACUUCCACUCAGGUGUUCAAAAUGUCAGUCAUUUGUAACACUUUACCCGUGACCGAGACUAAGUUUUUCCUUACAGCAUCAAUACAGUAUCAGGCAGGCAAGUGACAAGAAUAAAUAAAAAUGUCAAUUAGGUUAAUAUUAGUUGAUCCAAUACCAGAACCAUUAUUCAAACUAACAUCACAUUUUGUUUAAGGCAAAAAAAUUAACAGAUUUUUUUACAUUGUUCAUAUGGGCCACAUCCACAUCGAGGAAAUUUAAAACAGAUUUAUCGAAUUAUAUUUUUGUAAAUACUUUUUUUACACCUCCCAUGCAUUUACCAUGGAUUUCCAAAUUAUAGACCAUGUACAAGGUGAUAGGUUCAAAGGAACACCCCGUUCAAGAUGCUAAAUAGUGUUCUUUGGUGAAGACUCGAGUCCCCAAAAGUUAUGCCACUUUGGGCCAUGCAUUUACAUAUAGGCAAAAUAUGGGAGUUUCUCACUCUGUCAUCGCCCAUCAGCAUGCC